This is a messenger RNA of Ustilago hordei, 2607 nucleotides long. RefSeq lists its product as uncharacterized. Lineage: Eukaryota; Fungi; Basidiomycota; Ustilaginomycetes; Ustilaginales; Ustilaginaceae. The coding region runs from base 1 to 2607 and encodes 868 amino acids. The transcript has a single exon. Gene Ontology annotation, cellular component: cytoplasm; nucleus. Gene Ontology annotation, biological process: protein phosphorylation; mitotic cell cycle; intracellular signal transduction. Gene Ontology annotation, molecular function: ATP binding; histone H3T3 kinase activity. The record is from RefSeq and is a predicted model, not a curated record.
AUGUCGUUCCUUUCUGGCAGCACAAAAAAGGUGUCGGUGUACGGUCGAAAGGCGGAAGUUCGGGUUGUCAAUCGUCACAGCGCUUUCACCACGCUGGACGCAGACGAGAACGACUUAUUUGGCUUCUUCAACUCGCAAGCCAAGCCCAAAUCCACAUAUGGACGAUCACGAGCUUCUUUGUUAGCCUCACAGCUGCAUGCCACUGCCGAAACAGAAACAUCGGAAGCAGAUGACACACUCGAAAGCCAGUCGGAGACAGGUCAGAGUGCAGCAUACGACACAGCCAACACCAGCGCUUCUUUUCACUCGGCAUGCAGCUCCUCUUCCUCCCCAAAGCCAGCAAGCAAGAGCACAUCAGGGGCACAGAGAACAGCACCAGCGAGUAAAGCGCUCAACAGCAAGGAUGCAGCAACGCAUAAGUCCACCUCGAAACCCGCCAAGGCCGCAGUCAUCAAGGUGCAGGACGAGGCAAUGGUCAACGCCACGCCGAAGUCAAAGCGUGGAGGACCAAAGCGUGGGCCAACUGACUCCCCGCAGACGGUUCGAAAAGCUCCAAAGCCUAAAGCAUCAGCAGCUAGCAGCCUGUGCGCUGUAGUCCUCCCCAUUGAAUCAACGCCGCCGCCGCCAGCCCAGCAAACCGGACGAGCUCCACGCAGAGCCGCCCAAGCAGCUCGCAUAGCCAUCGAGGACUACGACUUCUCCGAUAGAGACAUGACGCCACGUCGUCCUGUUCCCACCAAGUCUUACUUCGUGGAGAAAGCGAAGCAGCUGGCUGAAUGGGCCCUCGAGGAUGAGCACGAGCAACAGCAAGCCAAGCAGGAGGUUGCACGAAGCAUCAAGACAUCAGCAUCAACGGCAUCAAAGACAUCUCGAAAGUCAAUGGCAGCCAGACCAAGACAUACCUCUGCCCGUGGCUCUUCCAGAGCAUCUGCAUUUACCAUCUCGGAUUCGUCUCUAUCCUCUGCUACCGGCGCAUCAGGCUCGUCUUUCGAAGGUGGCAGCACAAGCGGGUCUUCAUUCAGCUUGGUCAUCCCGAGACACGACGAUUCGAACGAUCUAGCAUCCAAGAGAAGCGCUGCCAAAGCCUUGAAAGCAAAACAGAACAAGCGCGUCACACGCCGAAUCGCCGCUUCCAGUGACGACGAAAACGAAGAUCACAACAAUGCCGACGAGCUCGGAUCCGACGACGAAGCUGGCCAAGAUCCUGCUUUGAAGCUCGCAGCUCAAGUUGCAGACCUCGCAGUAGUACAUGCCGAUGCCGUUGACAAUUAUCUCUCUGAUUUGCUGGACGCAGUCUCGCAGUCCAAGCCAGAAUCAUUCUGCGACACUGUCCAACGUCUCCGAACAACCAUUACUCGUUCCACAUCGGGUGCAGCUAAAAUGACGAAAACGAGACGACGCAUCGAGAAGAUCGGCGAGGCCAGCUUCAGCGAAGUUUUCAAGAUCUUUGCUCCCCCAACCGCUACCUCAACCGCGACGCCCGGACAUGACGAGGCGUUGGUGCUGAAGGUCAUUCCCAUUGCUAGCACUGCUGUAUCAAACGACGACGAGGACCUUCCGUUCUCCUCCCCUGCCGUCGACGUCGAUCGGGAGAUUCGACUGAUGCAGCUGAUCGAACGAGAAUCUGCGUGCACAAAAACUGACGCCUUCGUCUCCCUCCGUUCAGCACACGUCGUCAAAGGAGCAUACCCUUCAGCCCUCCUACAAGCUUGGGAUCGAUGGGACACAAAGCGAAGAGCAAAGGCCGGCGAAGGCGCAGAAAACAUCCGCCCUGACGUUUUCGGCAGUCAACAAGUCUAUGCGCUACUAGUCAUGACAGAUGGCGGUAUGGACUUGGAGAGCCUUAAAGUCAAGUCUUGGUUGCAAGCCGCUUCGAUCUUCUGGCAGGUUGUUACCGGACUGAGCGAGAUGGAGUCUAGGAUCGAGUUUGAGCAUCGCGAUCUGCAUUGGGGCAACAUCUUAGUUCAAGCCGUCACUUCCAGCGAGCAAGCUUCGAGGCGCAGCAGUGUUCUGAAUUUGCUUCUCGACCCCAGAAUCUCAGGCGUAAAAGCAACAAUCAUCGACUUUACUCUUUCCCGCGCUACCAUCCCUCCGGCAUCCAAGGGCAGAAGCAAGGAAGCAGAAGUGCUGCACUACCCAUUCGACGACGAGUCGCUUUUCCAAGGUUCCGGGGACCCGCAAUUUGAUGUAUAUCGCGAGAUGCGUACUGUCACCAGCGGCGACUGGAGCAGUUACACUCCGAGCACAAAUAUGCUCUGGCUGCGAUACCUCGCACACAAACUCAUCAAAGUUAAGUGCAAAAGCUGCAAGGCUCCUAAGUCGGCAAGCGAAGAGGGUGAAGCAGAUGCGUAUACUUCACUGCAGAAUGCGGCUGCUCGUCUAGAUGAAGCGGCGGAGAAUGUGCUUGGGCAGAAGCAGGGAAGGAGUGUGAAGCCGACAGCGGGAAGGAAGUCACUUCAUCCUCGCUCCCGCAAGUCAGUCGCAGCACCUGUUGCGGCCGGAGGAGCGAGGAGAGGAAGAGCUACUACAGCUGUCACUCCACUGCUUCAUGCGCAGAUAGAGGAUGCGGUGCAGUCUGCAGCUCAAUUAAUGACGCUUCUCAACUAG